Molecule: messenger RNA, 3222 nt
Organism: Osmerus eperlanus (European smelt)
Lineage: Eukaryota; Metazoa; Chordata; Actinopteri; Osmeriformes; Osmeridae
Gene: fbxo16
Product: F-box protein 16
Exons: 9
Coding region: 442-1638 (398 amino acids)
Molecular function (GO): protein binding
Source: RefSeq, a predicted model, not a curated record
GCGACUCGAGGUCCUCAAAGCGCGCGGACGCGUAGCUCAUCAUGCACGCGCAACCAGUAGAAUAUAGUGCUACCGUUUUCUAAACGUCUGCUAUUUUACUUUGCCAUAGCGAUAUUUAUGUUAAUUCGAGCAAAUGUUUUACAACGCAUAUGCAUUUUAUUUAGUAUUACAAAGUAGGUAGCCUACUUUCGUUUAACUUAUGACAACCAUUGUGUUGCUUUGCUUGUAAGAUGUAAACACAAACUGCAGAUACAGUUCCUAGGUCUUGGAGAAUGAGGAAGAGGCAAAUGCUGUAGAGGGACCGGUAGCGCCACCCUUGUGCGACAAACGGUGUUGAUGUCGCCCAUGUCGACGUUAAGACAGACGUAGACCUGUGACAGAGUGCCGAGGGGGAGGGGAGGACCGACGGUGGGAGGAGCGCGCCAGGGUGCACCCAUUUCUAUGGAAACUGUGAGCCUGCUGAGUAGAAAGAUGCCCUUCGCACCCAGGAGCACACUGAACUGUGCCAAGAUGCAGACCAAGAUGAGCACCUGGACCCCACUGAACCACCAACUGUCCAACAAUAACGUGUUUGAAGAGAGGAGAAACUUGUUGAGAAAGUGGUUUGACAAGUGGACUGAUGGCCAGAGGAAGGCCGUCCUGCAGGACUUCUUCUCCAGGUGUACUGUGGUCCAGUUAAGGUUCCUGCGCCAGAGUCUGAGCCUCCAGGUAGCGGAGGAGGCGGUGGACUUCACCUCCGUCCUGCCCAGAGUUCUGUCUCUCUACAUCUUCUCCUUCCUGGAUCCACGAAGCCUCUGUAGAUGCACUCAGGUGAGUUGGCAUUGGAGAGGGAUAGUGGACCUAGACCAGCUGUGGAUGCCCAAGUGUCUGAGGCUGGGCUGGUACAUCAGCUUCUCCCCCAGCCCCUACGAGCAGGGUGUGUGGAAGAGACACUACCUAGAGACAGUCAAAGAGCUCCACGCCAGCAGGCCCAAGACUCACACACAGCAGGAGUUUGUGGUCCCGGAGGUGACAGCUAUCAGCAGGGUGGAGAAGGAGCCAUCAGAUGGUGCUCUUCGAGGGGUUUACUUGGCGUCUUCCAUCCAGAGAGCCAGGGGCAGCACUGGGAGGAGCUCAGGGACACAGCCCACUGAACUACCCCCGUGGCGGGACUCCGACAGACAUCCCAAAGACACCCUGCGUUUCAACUAUCUGGCUAACCUUGACCCCAUAGAACAGUCCCACCAAGUACGAACGACAAGCCGAGGCGUCAACCUCCCAAUCAAGGCACAGCCAGACACCGCCAGCAAGAAACCGCUGUCUGCCGCCAAUUAUAAACUACGCAAAGCAAAGUCAUUGAUGUUCCUAUCUCUGGACCUGGGUUCGGGGUCCAGACCGCGCCCACAACAGAAGCGCCCCCCCUGGGCCAGUCACAACCCGGACUACCCCGACUCCAAGGACACCACUAAGAGCCUGUCGCGGUCGGCCCACUGGAAUGCCGGAAUACGCCCGGGGCCGGUGAGGCUAGCGGUGCCCACACUAAGCCGCGGCGCCUUGAGGGUGUCACAGCGGACGCAGAGGAGCGCGCCCACUACACCUCUAUUUGAGAGCCAGCCAUGGAAGGUACCUGUUCACAAUCAGGACUCUGAUGAGGAGUGAAGCUUGGCUCCCCCUGGAGGAGCACUAGAGUACUGCAGCAGUCAGACGAUGUCGUUCACAGUGCUACUGGACCGAGGGAGAACAGAAGAACAUAGCUCACUCCUUAAUCCUCUCACCCAUGAGUAAUAAUUCUUUCCAGAAACAGAUCAUGGGCAUUUAAUUAGAGUUCAAGAACUGUACCAGUUUUAUUUUCAAUCCACACAUCCGUUCCAUAUGCGAUAUGAAGCGAAAAGCAAUUAUUAACAUUGAAUCAGCUUCUCAAACGAUGAAACAAAUGGCAUUGUCAGUUAUAAACAAAUCCAAAUAUUUAACACAGCUUGCAUACAACACAGUAGCAUAUUUCAGGCAGAACUAAGUUUCACUUUGAUAGACAGAAGUAAAAAAGAUAAAAGGCUUUUAUAACAUACUCAGGCAUCUUGAGAUACAGUAUCAAUAUCAUACGUACAUUUAGCUCUACAUUUCUGAAUGUGUAGCUUACGUACAGUAUUCAUUCAUUGCAUCUAGAAAUUUGCAUCAAACACCCAAAAAGUAUGGCUCAAACUUACCAUCAUAUAUUAUGGAAUACCAAAAAUGAUCAAAAAUAUAUAUAAAACACUUCACAAUUGACAAGUUACAAUUAACAUUGGAUAUCUGAUAUUGUUCUUUUUCUAUUAGAUUUGGUGUUAAGUGGUUAAAAUAGAGGUACUGAGAGGCAGAAAUGUGUACAAGUUUAUGGCUUUUAAUUGGUUUGAAGCCUGGCUGAAAUAUUUGUUUCGACAAAUCUCUAUAAUGUUGGCUUGAAGAAUGUUGAAAAGAUGAAAUGAAAAGAUGUCUUUACUGUACUAGGCUCUUAUGUACUUUAUCCUUGAACAAAAUACAUUAAUAACAAGCGAUUGUCUGACAGUGUUAGUCAGCUCACCAAGCUUUGUCCUUUGUUCCAUUCAACUUCUUGAUGCCCACACACUGGCAUGCUACUGUAUGCAGGAUACAAGCUUAGAUAUUCUUAUAAUGCCCCUUUGGUCUAUUUUCAUUGAAAAGCAACAAUGACACGUGUGUAAAAAUGAGUGUGUGAGUACGUGAGAGAGAGGUCUCUAAGGCAGAAACUGAUGCACAUAGAUUCAACAGAAGUCUGAAAAGGGAUAUUUUUAACCAAACUUAAUAUCCAAGACGGACCAAUUUAGUACUGGGAUAUGGCCUGGCCUCAGUGUGUCAUUCUUCAAAACCCACAAUAAGUGACACAACAGUAGUAAGUAGAAAUAGAAGGGGGAACCAGCUUUCAUCUUCCAAAUUGGCACUUGUGUGACAUGGGAAAACUGUCACUCCUUUUCAGAGCAGAUCAGUUUCCUGUAUUGAAGGCAGAGGUGGAGGUACCAAGAGGCUGCUAAGGAGACUGGAGAACUACGAAAAUGACAAGAACUUUAAACUCCUCACCUCCACCUGAAUACCUGAGCAGAAAUCUCAGUGGUGAAGAAAUGUUUUUUGCCCUUGUUUUACUUAAAAAAUACUUGACAUCAUUUAUUUUAUUCAUAAUUAAAGCUGCUUUUUGUGGAGCCAUUGGAUUUCUGUUAGGUACAAACAGCCACACAAACAAUGGAUAAAACACAC